AUGAGCGUAGAGGGCGCUUACACGCGCUGGCUACUGAGCUGGAUUCUCUUCCCCAUCUUGCUCCAUCUCACCGUGGGUCUCCAAGCCACUACAUUUCUGGUUCUGUGGGAGGGGUGGGUUCUGCUGUUCUACGUGUGGCCCAGAUUCGAUAACUGGGCCGCGCGCAAUUUGUUCACGGCGGUUGGAGCCGUACUCCAGCUGAACCUGCUUGAUGCAUUGCUCGAGAAUGUCGAAUUUCCGAGUGCAGAGGGGACCUCGCUCAGGUGGCUCUUAUUUAGCUGGUUAGUCAUGACCAUUCAUGUUCAGGAGUUUCAUGACAUGGAGGGCGACAGGAAGGCCGGCCGUCAGACAUUGCCACUGGUUCUGGAUCAACGGGGGCAACUGUGGCUACGUGGUGCCACGGCGGCGGGUAUCGCCUGCACUGCGAUUGCCAAUGGCUCGCGGAUCCAGUACGCAACUAUGUCAUCGAAACCAGCGCUGUUGCCUCUAGGGCUGUGUCACCUACUUUCCAUGCUGGCAGUAGCUGUGCGUCUUGUGACGCUGCCGGUAAAGGAGGCCGACAAGGUGACCUACAAGUAUUACUAUACUCUGGCGACUUAUACUAUGCUGCAUUUCCAUGUGUGUGCGGAGCGUGACGGACUGUGA
Aspergillus aculeatus ATCC 16872 is the source of this 645-nucleotide messenger RNA. RefSeq lists its product as uncharacterized. Gene Ontology annotation, molecular function: transferase activity, transferring alkyl or aryl (other than methyl) groups. Gene Ontology annotation, cellular component: membrane. The record is from RefSeq and is a predicted model, not a curated record. NCBI's taxonomy places the organism in Eukaryota, Fungi, Ascomycota, Eurotiomycetes, Eurotiales, Aspergillaceae. Bases 1 to 645 code for a protein of 214 amino acids. The transcript has a single exon.